Messenger RNA from Physella acuta, 1379 nucleotides. RefSeq lists its product as uncharacterized. The record is from RefSeq and is a predicted model, not a curated record. NCBI's taxonomy places the organism in Eukaryota, Metazoa, Mollusca, Gastropoda, Physidae.
AUGGGCCCUUGUUUGUGUCGCACAUUUUCCUCCGGGGGAGGGACUACACUUGAAACAUUAGGGGUGGAAGAGCGUAUAGGCUUUCGAUUGGUCCUGUUUCAUUUGUACUGUUUACCUGACCAAGUGGCUGCUUUAUCGCAAGCUAAAAAAGAACAUGCGAUCGAAGUGGCGAAAUUAAAAAGCAUUCUAAAAGAGUUGGAGGAGAAACAUUUUGUAGAAAAAGUUCAAAAGGAUAAUUUGAUUAUUGAAGCAAAUGGUCUGUUUUCAAGUUUGUGUGCUCUAGAAGCUGAUGGAAGUAGGAUAAAAAAACACAAUGAAGAACUUGAAAAAGAAAUAUCAGAAGCUAUAUGGAGAAAUGAAGAUCUGAAAAGAAGAAUUAUUUUAAAAGAAGAUGAAGUUAAGAAAGAAAAAAAGAAACAUUCAGAAUAUUUGAAAAAAAUAGAAAGCUAUAAAUCAGAAUUUUCUCAAUAUGAAAGUUCCAAUCCUGUAAGGUUUGAGCUUGAUAAAGUCAAGAAAGAAACAGAGGAACUAACAACCAGAAAACAACAACUAGAGGAGCAAAUAAAAAAGUGGGAUAGUGAAAUAAGCUACUCUAAUAAAUCAGAUGUUGAGAUAAGAUCAUCAAUAGAAGGUAUAGAGGCUUCAGUUGAAGAAAAGAAAAUAAUAAAUAAUAACAUUAUGCAGCAGUUCGAGACUCAUCAACAAGAAAGGCAAAGACUGGAAAUAGAUAACCACAUUUUGAAGAAAAAAAAUUCAGCUUUAUUGACUAGACUGAAACGUCAAGUGGAAGAGCAAAAAAUAAAAUACCACCAGAGCAUCGGAUAUAAUAAAAAUUUCACAAUGAGCAAGAAUAGCUCCACUAGAGAGUUGGAAACUGAAAAUCAAAAUUAGUUAAUUAUUUAUAAUAUAAUUAAAGUAAUGUAUUGAAUUCUCAGUGUUUGCUCAUACAUGUUUGUAUAUUAUUUAAUUAAACAAAAAAUAACAUACUCAGCAUUAAUUUCUCUUUAAAAAAUUAAUUUUCAGUGUUAAGAUCCUUUAUUAGUGAUUUCUAUUCUCAGUCUAUCAUCAUUCACUAAAUUACAUGAUUUUGACUUAGUCCUAAAAAGAUAUCUACUCUCUUAAUCAGUAAUAACUAGUGUAUGUAAUUUGUUGAAAGUUUAUGUUGUGUAAAGAAUGUGGAAUUAUUUACUAUUUGUUAAUUUUGGUAUACAGUAUAGUAGAUUACUGUUGUUGCACAGGUUUUGACUGUGACUUAAGGCAGGUUAUGUAUUGUGAAAUCAUAUGACAGUGGAAUAUGUGGUUUGUCCUGUUCUGACUGUUCAUAAGAAAGAAAUGUUUCCAUUCUAUUGUUGAAGUGUUGUUUGAAUGCAUUGUUUAUA